This is a messenger RNA of Penicillium olsonii, 2313 nucleotides long. The record is from the annotation of a GenBank genome assembly. NCBI's taxonomy places the organism in Eukaryota, Fungi, Ascomycota, Eurotiomycetes, Eurotiales, Aspergillaceae.
AUGCCCUACCCGCGCCCGGUCUCCCCACUCUCCCUCGAAACAUGCGCCUCACCGCCACAUGGCGAUGACUUUGAUGACUUCCUCGGCUCGGACGAUGAGUUGGAUACCACCUCGAGGGUCGCGAAGCGGCAACGCAUCGAGAAAUUGGCCGAGUCCUAUCUGCAGGGAAAGCCGCUGUUUAUUCUCUCUGCUUCCCUGAAGGGUCCGUUGGACGAAGAAUGGAGAAAUCCUUGGAAGAAGAACAGGAAAAAUGGGGCUCGUACUUCAGAGUCGUCCAAAUCCAAGAUCAAGGGACCCGAGCGCGUGGCUAAGGAGACCGAUUUACGCGCGCCGAAGUUGGUGGAACGUUUGCCCAUUGGUAGUCGUGAGCCCGAGAUACCUGCAUCGUCUUUGAACUACAUCGAAAGAGCCUCAGUGCAGCCUGGAAUUCAGUCCUCAUCCAGAUCACAACGGAGGGACCCAGAACAAUCCGCCUCAAGGUCAGGGCGUGGUGCGUCGAAUGGGGUCUCACGUUCGCCUGCGAAAUCUAGCGCCCAGCCAUGUUCGCCAGCGAAAGAUCAAUCGCCAGUACCACCUCGGACGGCUGAUUGGUUAAAGAAGGAUCGACGGCUGAUGAACUUCACCAACUUCGAACCGCCCAGCUCGCCGACAGCAUCAAUUUCAUCUCGACAUUCAGACAAGUCCCUGCGACCUCCGACUCGCAGUGUUCAGGUACAAGUUCCGCAAACACCAGCAUCGCCAACAAAACCACGCGCCCUCAAAAAGGUACCACCGAAGACCGUCCAGAGUAGCACGAAAGGACAUUCCUCACCUAAGUCAGCACACACUAGUGCAUCCACCUCCCACCAAGUACAAUCAGUGUCAAAGCAAUCACCACUUAGGCGAACUGAGGCUACAGAAGAUCCCCCUUCUCUGCGCAUCGUUAAUUCUUCUUCUCAGCUGCCAAGGUUUGAAUACCGUCGUUGCCAUGCUGAGAAGUCGAAGUCGCCAAUGGAUGACGAGAGUAUCCUCCAAGAGGAAACCAUCCUUCAUGGCGAAAGCACCCAAGAAGAAGCUGCAGCUCCCUUGUCACCCAGUGGUAGCGUGAAGAAUGACAGCAUGGCCCCUACUCUACCGAAUGGCACGGACAAGGCCGCCGCAAAUCCGUCACCCACUGAUUCCACCGAUGUCCAAGCAUCAAAGCCCGGUGUAUCCGACUCCCCCAAAGCAGAAUUUGACCCCACGGAGACAUGCCCCCAACAAGCCGAAAGCCAAAAGACCUUAUCCAAAGACCUUAGGUUCGCGGAAAACACGGAUAUCGUGAACGAGGACAACGACACAACGUUUCAAGGCACAGCGCCAUCUACCGAGCUUGAUCAAAAUACCACUGAGCCAAACACAUAUGAUGAUCUUCCCUCCGCCCAGAGAGUACCAGCACCGUUGGGGGCCUCGGACCGAAUCACGUCAUUGCACUCGACGGCAUUGCCCAAGGCAGAUACUGAUAUCGACUCAAGCGUCAGUCCUGAGACUCAGCUUUCGACGCAAGCAGCACUAUCCCACGCCCAGAAAUCCUUCCAGGAUGACCUGGAUAGUCCCGCAUAUUAUGCGACUACGCCCGGCCAGAAUAAAGCCAUUCAUUCGCCUAGUGGGACAUAUUCCGCCAAUGUCACUCCUUUCUAUCGCAUAGAAGAAUCAAUUCGUCGCGACCUAGAACAAGCCUCUUUAUCUGCAGAUAAGGACAGGAUGCAAGCAAUGAACACGCAGUUCAUGCUCGACGCAGCUACUCCCUUCAACUUUAGCACAGAGCCAGCUGGACAAGACCGAAGCUGGAACCCGAUCAACAAAAACGCGACACAGACCCUGAACACACAGUUCAUGUUGGAUGCUGCCUCCCCUUAUGCAUUCAGCACGGAGAAGAAGCCACGUGCAGCUCGUCCAGCCUCAGCCAAACGCAUAAUUACUGGAUCCAAAAGGAAGCAACGUCAUGAUGCCAGCAGCUCCGCCUCUCCCAAGAGCGAUUCUACAAAUGUUGAAUACGAAUAUCAUUCUGCCCAAUCUCAUUCAAGCGGCAAUGAGGCCAGCCCUUCGUCUGCCGCCCCAAAACCAGGCCAUGAGUCCACCAACCUUCCAUCCUUUUCACUUGACUUGGACGAAGCUACCCCAGUCGCAGGCCAAGACGGACAGGGCGUCAAUCAAGCGGUGGAAACUUUCAAUCUCAGCCAGGCCAUUGCCGAUGCCGGAAGUUGGCUAAAGCAAAGCUUUGACUUCAUGAAGGAUACUGGACAGCCGAGCCAAAGUUCUCAGAGACAUUCUCUGAACAUGGAUCUAUCCUAA